Molecule: messenger RNA, 2093 nt
Organism: Lagopus leucura (white-tailed ptarmigan)
Lineage: Eukaryota; Metazoa; Chordata; Aves; Galliformes; Phasianidae
Gene: PTBP1
Product: polypyrimidine tract binding protein 1
Exons: 15
Coding region: 97-1779 (560 amino acids)
Biological process (GO): regulation of RNA splicing; mRNA processing; regulation of cell differentiation
Cellular component (GO): nucleus
Molecular function (GO): mRNA binding
Source: RefSeq, a predicted model, not a curated record
GCCGCCAUUUUGUGAGUCUAUAACACGGAGCGGUCGGGCUCGUUCCUGUUAUUCCGGCGUCUCCACUCCGUUCCCUGCGGGUCUCCUCCGUGUGCAAUGGACGGCAUUGUCCAAGAUAUAACAGUUGGUACAAAGCGGGGAUCUGACGAGCUUUUCUCUACUUGUGUUACUAACGGACCCUUUAUCAUGAGCAGCAACGCUUCUUCUGCAGCUAAUGGAAACGACAGCAAAAAAUUCAAAGGGGACAGCAGAAGUGCUGGGGUCCCAUCCAGAGUAAUCCACGUCCGUAAGCUCCCCAGUGACGUCACGGAGGCUGAGGUCAUCUCUCUGGGCUUACCUUUUGGCAAGGUCACCAACCUUCUGAUGCUGAAAGGCAAAAACCAGGCUUUCAUAGAAAUGAAUACAGAGGAGGCAGCCAACACCAUGGUAAACUACUACACCACAGUCACUCCAGUCCUUCGAAGCCAACCCAUCUACAUCCAGUUCUCCAACCACAAGGAGCUUAAGACAGACAACUCACCAAACCAAGCACGUGCCCAAGCAGCUCUGCAAGCAGUGAACUCUGUUCAGUCAGGAAACCUGGCACUGCCAGCUCCUGCUGCAGCUGUGGAUGCAGGGAUGGCGAUGGCUGGCCAGAGCCCUGUGCUGAGGAUCAUUGUGGAGAAUCUCUUCUAUCCUGUCACUCUAGAUGUUCUGCAUCAGAUUUUUUCCAAAUUUGGUACAGUCUUGAAAAUAAUUACGUUCACGAAGAACAACCAGUUUCAGGCUCUGUUACAAUAUGCUGACCCUAUGAGUGCUCAGCAUGCCAAACUGUCUUUGGAUGGACAGAACAUCUACAAUGCCUGUUGUACGCUGCGCAUAGAUUUCUCAAAGCUCACGAGUCUCAAUGUAAAAUACAAUAAUGACAAAAGCAGAGAUUACACACGACCAGACCUACCUUCUGGGGAUAACCAGCCUCCUCUUGAUCAGACCAUGGCAGCUGCUUUUGGUGCCCCAGGAAUAAUCCCUGCCUCUCCAUAUGCAGGAGCUGGCUUUCCUCCCACCUUUGCAAUUCCUCAGGCUGCAGGUACUGUACUUCGCUUGACAGUUCAAAAUGUUCAUGGAGCUCUAGCUCCUUUGGCUAUCCCAGCAGCAGCUGCAGCGGCUGCAGCAGGACGGAUUGCCAUUCCCGGCCUCGCUGGGGCAGGGAACUCUGUUCUGCUGGUUAGCAAUCUGAAUCCUGAGAGAGUUACACCCCAAUGCCUCUUUAUUCUUUUCGGAGUCUAUGGUGAUGUGCAGAGGGUGAAGAUUUUGUUUAAUAAGAAAGAGAAUGCCCUGGUUCAGAUGGCUGAUGGAAACCAGGCUCAGCUUGCCAUGAGCCAUUUGAAUGGCCAGAAGCUCCAUGGGAAGCCAAUCCGUAUAACGUUGUCCAAACAUCAGACAGUGCAGCUCCCUCGUGAGGGCCAGGAGGACCAAGGUCUGACCAAGGACUAUGGGAAUUCUCCUUUACACCGUUUCAAGAAGCCGGGCUCCAAAAACUUCCAGAACAUCUUUCCUCCUUCUGCCACUCUCCAUCUGUCCAACAUUCCGCCUUCAAUAGCUGAAGAGGACCUCAAGAUGUUGUUCUCAAGCAAUGGUGGGAUGGUCAAAGGCUUCAAAUUCUUCCAGAAGGACCGUAAAAUGGCUCUGAUCCAGAUGGGCUCUGUGGAAGAAGCCAUUCAAUCCCUCAUUGACCUCCACAAUCAUGACCUGGGUGAGAAUCACCACCUGCGUGUGUCCUUCUCGAAGUCCACCAUUUAAAGCUUGGGAAGGCAUGAGACAAAAUGGACUUGACUCAACCUCUUGAGUUCAGCCUCGACCCUAAAAAGGGCUGAACACGAGGGUUUCAACUUCCAUCAUUCCAGAAAAAAAAAAAAAAAAAAAAAGCCACUUUAAAAAUGCAGCUGAAGUGACCUUAAAAAAGACCAGAGAUUUUAUUUUUUUAAAGAGAAAUCAGUUUACCGGUUUUUAAAAAAAGAAAAGAGAAAAAAUUAAAUCUUAAUUCAUAUCGCUAACCUUGAGGUGAUGGGUAACAAUCUUGACUGUUCCAAUAAAAUAUCACAAGUUGAAGUUUA